Molecule: messenger RNA, 297 nt
Organism: Tetrahymena thermophila SB210
Lineage: Eukaryota; Ciliophora; Oligohymenophorea; Hymenostomatida; Tetrahymenidae
Product: transmembrane protein, putative
Exons: 1
Source: RefSeq, a predicted model, not a curated record
AUGACUGAUCCUUCAGGUAUGCAUGGUGCUUUUUCUUCUCUUAUUGUUAUGAUUUAUGUCAUGAUGACAAUUUAAAUGUUAGUAAAUAUUUAUAGCUUUAAACAUGCCAAUUAAAUAUUAGAAGAGAUAUCUGAAAAACAAAUAGGAAAUAUCAAACAGCUUUAAUCUAUAGGAUAAGAUUAAGAAGAAAAUCAUAAGGAAAUAAAUUAAAAAUGUGAGGAAAAUCCAUUAACAAAUUAAUUUAUUCAAAAAUAGGAAAAUUAACUCAUAAAUUAUUAUGAACAAGUAAGUGAAUGA